This is a messenger RNA of Melopsittacus undulatus (budgerigar), 2553 nucleotides long. It is a transcript of the gene FHL3, whose product is annotated as four and a half LIM domains 3. The record is from RefSeq and is a predicted model, not a curated record. Gene Ontology annotation, cellular component: Z disc; nucleus; stress fiber. Gene Ontology annotation, biological process: actin cytoskeleton organization. NCBI's taxonomy places the organism in Eukaryota, Metazoa, Chordata, Aves, Psittaciformes, Psittaculidae. The coding region runs from base 245 to 1084 and encodes 279 amino acids. The transcript is spliced from 6 exons. Gene Ontology annotation, molecular function: actin binding; transcription coregulator activity.
CCGGUCCUCCGGCCCGCGGACCCCCGGCGCCAGCCCCCUCCCGGCUCUCGGAGCUCGGCCUUGUGUGGGGCGGGCACCGGACGGCCCGGCCCCAGCCCAGCCCAGCCCGCCGCCCCUCGGCUCCGCCCCGGGCUGAGGAGCUCAGCGGAGCGGAGCUGUGGUGAACUGAGCAGCGCCUGCCCAUCGCCGGGAUAGCGAGCGUGAGCGUCCAUCAGCAGGUGAAGGAGGCCCUCAGACUGGCACCAUGACAGAGUGCUUUGACUGCGACAACUGCAAGGAGUCCUUGUAUGGGCGCAAGUACAUCCAGAUGGACAACGGCCCAUACUGCAUCCCCUGCUACGAUGCCCACUUUGCCAACACCUGCGAUGAGUGCAAAGAGCUCAUCGGCCACGACUGCAGAGAGCUGUACUAUGAGGAUCGCCAUUACCACGAGCACUGCUUCCGCUGCUUCCGCUGUGACCGUUCCCUGGCUGAUGAGCCCUUCACCUGCCAAGGAGAGGAGCUGCUGUGCAAUGACUGCUACUGCAGCGAGUUCUCCUCCAAAUGCAUUGCCUGCGAGAAGACAGUCAUGCCAGGAUCCCGUAAGCUGGAGUACAAUGGACAAACCUGGCAUGAGCAUUGCUUCAUAUGCAGCAGCUGCCAGCAGCCCAUCGGGUCACGGUCCUUCAUCCCAGACAAGAAGGAUUAUUACUGUGUGCCCUGUUAUGAGAGCAAGUUUGCUCCUCGCUGCACUCGGUGCAAAAAGACCCUGACCAAGGGAGGAGUGACUUACCGGGAUGAGCCGUGGCACAAGGAGUGUUUCGUCUGCACGGGCUGCAAGGCCCCCCUGGCUGGCCAGCAGUUCACCUCCCAGGAUGACAACCCCUACUGCAUCAAGUGCUUUGGGAACCUCUAUGCCAAGAAGUGCAGUGCCUGCACAAAGCCCAUCACAGGCUUUGGUGGUGGUAAAUACGUCUCCUUUGAGGACCGGCACUGGCACCACAAUUGCUUUAACUGUGCCCGCUGCAACACCUCCCUGGUGGGGAAAGGCUUCAUCCCUGACAACGAUGAGAUCCUGUGCCGCGACUGCAGCAGCGACCUAUGAGCCUCCGAGGCCACCGUGGGGCAGGGGCCUUCUCUAUUCUACAGAGUCUUUGUGCCAGAUCACCCCAACACCACUGCAGGAGCAGGGCACAAGGCACAGGAGAUGGGGGCUGACCCCGAACCACGGUGUGUUCAGGGGGUUCCUGUGCCCCUCCUGAAGGCUACAGUAUGCUAUGCUAUGGCUCUGUGCAGAGUCAAAGCUAAAUAAAGUUGAAAAGGAGCUUCAAGAUCCACCCCCCCCACCCUCCAUUAUUUACUCUUUCCUUUUGCUUCCUGUCUGACCAGGCACAAGCUGAGCCCAGGGCCCCAGCUGAGCAAAGGGCAGCAGCAGCUUCAGCGUUGGGCUGCUGGAUCUGCAGGCUGGCAGCAUGGAUUUGCUCCCCUGGCACACUGCUGACUUCUCUCUUCUCCCCAUGAGCUUCCCUUCUCUGUGUGAUACAAGGCAGCAGCUCCUGGUCUGUGCAGCUUGGCCUUGCUGGCCUGCAUCGUGGAUGGCUUACGUGUGGCUGCCUUGUGGUGAGCUGGGCAUGAAGGGCAUGCUGUGGAGGGAGCUUAGGGGGGAUACCACGCUGGAGUGUGGCCAGGAGAUGAGCAUGUGUCCUGCCAGAUGGGAUCCAGCUCCAGAUUGCUGUAGCCACCUCCCUGCUUGCAGGCCAGACCCUUUGCUCUGCUCCAUGGAGCUGCUCUCAGGUGUGGAUGAGGAGCUCGGAUCACUCACAGGUACAGGGUGUUCAGCCUCAUCUCCUCCCUGCCUGUUCCCAUCCAGGGCUGCCUCUGCAGUGCCUGGGCUGGAGCUGGUGCAUGGAGCAGCCCCCUUGAGAUGUGCUUGCCCGGGCCCUGGGGAAGGAUGUGCUGAAGGCUGAGAGCACCACGGGCUUCCCCAUGCUCUGUCCCAUGGGAUGAGGAUCCCCUUGCUGAGCCCACCCGCCAACAGCACAGGAAACGCUGCAGACCUUUGUGGGGCUGUGGCUGAGCUCAGUGGGAGGGACUGGGAAUGUGGGGGGCAGGCAGGGUGCCUGCAGCACCCCCCCCCCCCCCCGUGAUGGGCAGAGUGCAGCAGCUCCCCUCAGCCACACAUCCCUCGCUGUGUCCCAAAGCAGAGGGAGCACCUGGGCUGCCCUGAGGCUUUGCAUCCCCCAUGUCCCUGCACUGGCUCUAACUGCAAAAUGGGACAUCUUGAGCCAGCCCAGAGCCGCACGAGGCCUCGAGCCAUGCUUGCCCCAAGGCUGAGCUGGCCCUGGGUCCCUUAAGACCUCUGCCUUCAGUGGGAUGCUCCUGCCUGCCUUGUGCCUGCAUCCCUUUUGCUUCUGUCUUGCUGGGGCACUUCUGCUGACCCUGCUUUCCUGCUUAGACAACCGCGUUCUUCUCUGAAAGCAUCUUCUUGUGUUUGGGUUUUUCCCUUUUGUACUCUUUUGUCAUCAGUAUCUGUCAUUUUAUAGCCAACUGCAGGAUGAAGGGGCAAGCCCCCCC